Molecule: messenger RNA, 2328 nt
Organism: Closterium sp. Naga37s-1
Lineage: Eukaryota; Viridiplantae; Streptophyta; Zygnematophyceae; Desmidiales; Closteriaceae
Source: the annotation of a GenBank genome assembly
AUGUAUGUGAGCGGCAGCAAUGUAUGUGAGCGGCAGCAGGUAUGUGAGCGGCAGCAGGUAUGUGAGCGGCAGCAGGUAUGUGAGCGGCAGCAGGUAUGUGAGCGGCAGCAGGUAUGUGAGCGGCAGCAGGUAUGUGAGCGGCAGCAGGUAUGUGAGCGGCAGCAGGUAUGUGAGCGGCAGCAGGUAUGUGAGCGGCAGCAGGUAUGUGAGCGGCAGCAGGUAUGUGAGCGGCAGCAGGUAUGUGAGCGCAGCAGGUAUGUGAGCGGCAGCAGGUAUGUGAGCGGCAGCAUGUAUGUAUGUGAGCGGCAGCAGGUAUGUGAGCGGCAGCAGGUAUGUGAGCGGCAGCAGGUAUGUGAGCGGCAGCAGGUAUGUGAGCGGCAGCAGGUAUGUGAGCGGCAGCAGGUACGUGAGCGGCAGCAGGUAUGUGAGCGGCAGCAGGUAUGUGAGCGGCAGGUAUGUGAGCGGCAGCAGGUAUGUGAGCGGCAGCAGGUAUGUGAGCGGCAGCAGGUAUGUGAGCGGCAGCAGGUAUGUGAGCGGCAGCAGGUAUUGAGCGGCAGCAGGUAUGUGAGCGGCAGCAGGUAUGUGAGCGGCAGCAGGUAUGUGAGCGGCAGCAGGUAUGUGAGCGGCAGCAGGUAUGUGAGCGGCAGCAGGUAUGUGAGCGGCAGCAGGUAUGUGAGCGGCAGCAGGUAUGUGAGCGGCAGCAGGUAUGUGAGCGGCAGCAGGUAUGUGAGCGGCAGCAGGUAUGUGAGCGGCAGCAGGUAUGUGAGCGGCAGCAGGUAUGUGAGCGGCAGCAGGGUAUGUGAGCGGCAGCAGGUAUGUGAGCGGCAGCAGGUAUGUGAGCGGCAGCAGGUAUGUGAGCGGCAGCAGGUAUGUGAGCGGCAGCAGGUAUGUGAGCGGCAGCAGGUAUGUGAGCGGCAGCAGGUAUGUGAGCGGCAGCAGGUAUGUGAGCGGCAGCAGGUAUGUGAGCGGCAGCAGGUAUGUGAGCGGCAGCAGGUAUGUGAGCGGCAGCAGGUAUGUGAGCGGCAGCAGGUACGUGAGCGGCAGCAGGUAUGUGAGCGGCAGCAGGUAUGUGAGCGGCAGCAGGUAUGUGAGCGGCAGCAGGUAUGUGAGCGGCAGCAGGUAUGUGAGCGGCAGCAGGUAUGUGAGCGGCAGCAGGUAUGUGAGCGGCAGCAGGUAUGUGAGCGGCAGCAGGUAUGUGAGCGGCAGCAGGUAUGUGAGCGGCAGCAGGUAUGUGAGCGGCAGCAGGUAUGUGAGCGGCAGCAGGUAUGUGAGCGGCAGCAGGUAUGUGAGCGGCAGCAGGUACGUGAGCGGCAGCAGGUAUGUGAGCGGCAGCAGGUAUGUGAGCGGCAGCAGGUAUGUGAGCGGCAGCAGGUAUGUGAGCGGCAGCAGGUAUGUGAGCGGCAGCAGGUAUGUGAGCGGCAGCAGGUAUGUGAGCGGCAGCAGGUAUGUGAGCGGCAGCAGGUAUGUGAGCGGCAGCAGGUAUGUGAGCGGCAGCAGGUAUGUGAGCGGCAGCAGGUACGUGAGCGGCAGCAGGUAUGUGAGCGGCAGCAGGUAUGUGAGCGGCAGCAGGUAUGUGAGCGGCAGCAGGUAUGUGAGCGGCAGCAGGUAUGUGAGCGGCAGCAGGUAUGUGAGCGGCAGCAGGUAUGUGAGCGGCAGCAGGUAUGUGAGCGGCAGCAGGUAUGUGAGCGGCAGCAGGUAUGUGAGCGGCAGCAGGUAUGUGAGCGGCAGCAGGUAUGUGAGCGGCAGCAGGUAUGUGAGCGGCAGCAGGUAUGUGAGCGGCAGCAGGUAUGUGAGCGGCAGCAGGUAUGUGAGCGGCAGCAGGUAUGUGAGCGGCAGCAGGUAUGUGAGCGGCAGCAGGUACGUGAGCGGCAGCAGGUAUGUGAGCGGCAGCAGGUAUGUGAGCGGCAGCAGGUAUGUGAGCGGCAGCAGGUAUGUGAGCGGCAGCAGGUAUGUGAGCGGCAGCAGGUAUGUGAGCGGCAGCAGGUAUGUGAGCGGCAGCAGGUAUGUGAGCGGCAGCAGGUAUGUGAGCGGCAGCAGGUAUGUGAGCGGCAGCAGGUAUGUGAGCGGCAGCAGGUAUGUGAGCGGCAGCAGGUAUGUGAGCGGCAGCAGGUAUGUGAGCGGCAGCAGGUAUGUGAGCGGCAGCAGGUAUGUGAGCGGCAGCAGGUAUGUGAGCGGCAGCAGGUACGUGAGCGGCAGCAGGUAUGUGAGCGGCAGCAGGUACGUGAGCGGCACACCACACGAACCGUAUGGUCAGCUGCUGCGACUGUGGGUCCUCCACCUGUGCGAGGGGGUGAGGGGCACAGUGCGAGAGAGCAGCACAGCAGGUAA